This is a messenger RNA of Anopheles coustani, 1188 nucleotides long. RefSeq names its product rhodopsin-like. Lineage: Eukaryota; Metazoa; Arthropoda; Insecta; Diptera; Culicidae. Bases 1 to 1122 code for a protein of 373 amino acids. The transcript is spliced from 2 exons. Gene Ontology annotation, biological process: G protein-coupled receptor signaling pathway; phototransduction; visual perception. Gene Ontology annotation, cellular component: membrane. The record is from RefSeq and is a predicted model, not a curated record. Gene Ontology annotation, molecular function: G protein-coupled receptor activity.
AUGCCUUACUAUGGCCCUAUGCAGCAGCCCGGCCUUUGGGGGCAGCCGAUCUCCAAUCUGACCGUCGUGGAUAAAGUACCUCCGGAGAUUCUGCAUCUGGUCGAUCCCCACUGGUACCAGUUUCCACCAAUGAACCCGUUGUGGCACUCGAUCAUCGGAUUUGUAAUCUUUGUGCUCGGUGUGAUCUCGAUCAUCGGCAACGGUAUGGUAAUCUACAUAUUCUCCACGGCUAAAUCGCUGCGCACUCCAUCGAAUCUGUUCGUUGUCAAUUUGGCCAUGUCGGACUUCCUGAUGAUGGGCACGAACGCAUUCACCAUGGUGUACAAUUGCUGGUUUGAGACGUGGUCCCUGGGAGUACUGAUGUGCGAUCUGUACGCUUUCACCGGUUCGCUCUUCGGAUGUUGCUCCAUUUGGACGAUGACGAUGAUCGCGCUAGACCGGUACAAUGUGAUCGUGAAGGGUCUGUCAGGAAAACCGCUUACCAACACUGGAGCAAUACUGCGUAUCCUGGUUUGCUGGCUGAUCGGUGUAUUUUGGGGUAUCCUUCCGAUGUUGGGCUGGAACCGGUACGUGCCCGAGGGAAACAUGACAGCCUGUGGUACCGAUUACCUAACCGAAGAUUGGUUCCAUAAGUCCUACAUUUUGGCAUACUCCUUCUUCGUUUAUUAUAUACCACUGUUCACCAUCAUCUAUGCGUAUGUUUACAUUAUUAAGGCGGUCUCGGCCCAUGAGAAAAACAUGAGAGAGCAGGCCAAGCGCAUGAAUGUACAAUCGCUUCGCUCAUCCGAUGAUGGUAAAAGUGCUGAAAUGAAACUGGCAAAAAUUGCCCUCGUAACCAUCUCCCUGUGGUUUAUGGCGUGGACUCCGUAUACCAUUAUCAACUAUACGGGCGUGUUUAAGACGGCCAGCAUCUCUCCGCUCGCCACCAUCUGGGGAUCCGUAUUCGCGAAGGCCAACGCAGUCUACAAUCCGAUCGUUUACGGCAUCAGCCAUCCAAAGUAUCGCGCUGCGCUGUACCGGCGGUUCCCGGCAUUGGCAUGCAACGAUGUCCCGGCCGGAGACGAGAAAUCGCUCGCCUCCGAGGCAUCGGGCAUCACUUCAGAUGCAAAUCCAUCAACCUGAAUUCUCGAUCUGUGGAACGACGGAACCUUGGUGGAAAGAACAAUUAAUGCUGCAUGCCAAACUAAA